AUGUCGAAUGCACGUUUCGCCGACGAUCCGCCUCAGGUCAUCAACCAGGCGGAUCUUGAACUCGCCAACGAAAAGCUCGAGUCAAGGGAGAAAUCUUCCACAAAUGGAAACUCCUCAGGCGAGGAUGCUAUCGCCAAGGAGAACAAAGCCGUCGAACACGGCGAGAACGCCAACGGAGCCAAGCUUGAGAAGCUGGGCACAUACGACAAGUACGAGAUCACCGAGGACGACUGCUACGAUGAGCUCGGCUACUCAUUUCCCAAGUGGAAGAAAUGGUUCAUUCUCACCGUCAUUUUCUGGGUCCAGGUUUCCAUGAACUUCAACACCUCGCUCUACUCCAACGCGAUCCCUGGUAUCACGGAAGAGUUUGGCGUCAGCGCCCAGGGUGCCAGAUGUGGUGCCAUGAUCUUCUUGGUUCUCUACGCCUUUGGCUGCGAGCUCUGGGCUCCGUGGUCCGAGGAGUUUGGUCGCUGGCCAGUUCUUCAGCUCUCACUGUUCCUCGUCAACAUCUGGCAACUUCCUGUCGCACUCGCCCCCAAUUUUGCCACCAUCAUGGUCGGCCGUGCCCUCGGUGGUUUGUCCUCUGCCGGUGGCUCCGUCACCCUGGGUAUGAUUGCCGAUCUUUUCGAGUCCGAUAAGCAGCAGUACGCCGUCGCCUACGUCGUCUUCUCCUCUGUGUUCGGAUCUGUUCUCGGCCCCAUCGUCGGCGGCUUCACCGAGGAGCACUUGCACUGGAGAUGGUCCAUCUGGGUUCAGCUGAUCUUUGGUGUUGCUGUUCAGCUGCUUCACGCCGUCGCUGUCCCCGAAACUCGCACUACCAUCUUGAUGAACAGGAUCGCCAAGAAGCGCAGAGCGGCUGGCAACCCCAACAUCUGGGGUCCCGACGAGCUUGUACCCUUCGCCGAUCGCUUCUCCGUCAAGGAGGUUCUCUCUACCUGGGUUCGACCUUUUAAGAUGUUCCUCACCGAGCCCAUCGUUCUGGUUCUGUCGCUCCUGUCCGGCUUCUCCGAUGCCCUCAUCUUCAUGUUCAUUCAGUCCUACGCCCUUGUCUACAAGCAGUGGAACUUUUCCACCGUUGACAUUGGUCUGGCCUUCAUCCCCAUCGGUAUCGGCUACCUUCUUGCCUGGGCUCUGUUCAUCCCCGCCAUCCGUCGCAACAUCAAGGAACGCGAGGCUAAGCCCAACGACGACAGGGCACAGUACGAGUCUCGCCUUUGGUUCCUGCUUUACACUGCUCCGUGCUUGCCCAUCGGCCUCAUCGGAUUCGCUUGGACCAUUCAGGGCCCUCCCAUCCACUGGAUCGGCUCCAUGGUCUUCGCCGCCAUCGUCGGUAUUGCCAACUACGCCAUCUACAUGGCCACCAUCGACUACAUGGUUUGCGCUUACGGCCCCUACUCCGCCUCUGCAACUGGUGGUAACGGCUGGGCUCGUGAUUUCUUGGCCGGUGUGCUUACUCUGCCUGCUGUCCCGUUCUUCAGCAACAUCGGUACCGAGACCGGCAAGAAUCUCGAAUACGCCUGCACGAUUCUCUUCUGCAUUUCGUUCCUGCUGGUCGCCGCCGUCUACGUCAUCUACUGGAAGGGACCUACUUUGCGUGCCCGGUCGCCAUUCGCUCAGAAGUUGGCCGGUGCCAGGGAUGAUGCUGGCGGCCGCCGCCUGAGCCAUGUGCCUGGAGAUGCCAGCACUUCCGGUGCUGAUGCCUCUGGACGUCCUCCAAACAGACGCCAGUACAGCCAGAACUCCAGAUUCUUUGGCGAGAACCGCGUGACUCCCCGCGGUACCCCGAGAGGCACCCCGUCUGCCAGCAGAGCCAACAGCCCUUCCAGGCGCAAGCUCUAUGAAGAUGUCGUCACAAGACUGGCCCAGAUGGAGAGGCUCGUGGAGGAGCUUCAAACCACCAACCAGCCGGGGACGACUCCUCCGCAGUCCAGCGAGGUUGCGAUGACGGCAACACCGACGACAUCAAGCGUCUCACCUCUGAUUGCCACAAACACCACUCCACCGGCACCGCCGGCGGCGGCAACGGGCACGGCAACGGGCACGGCAACGGGCACGGCCAAAGCCUCCUCCGCCACGGCGUCGGCUUCGGUUUCGGCUUCCCACUCCCCCCUGUCGAGGCGGAAGGCCAGUAGCGCAAGCCCGUCGUCCGGGAACCCUGACACGUACCCGUCGCCGCCGUCCGCCACCUCCUCCACCGGCGCAAGGCCGUAUUAUGUGGGGGCUCCCAGUGAGCAGGUGGUCGCUGCCGCAGGUAAGAAGAGGCCCUCGUCCAGCAACUUCCGCUUCAAGGUCGAACGCGCCUGCUCGCUGCUCUCGCCGCAAGGCCUGAACCAGAUCGAGCUCCUCAUUGGAGACUCGAGGUUCAGCAACGCCCUGAACGCUUUGCAGCCCAGCAUUCUGGCAAACAACCCGGAACCGUACUUGACACCAGAAGACACCAACCACCCGCUACCUCCUAACCAUGUCAUCAUGGACUGCGUAAACGAUUAUAUGGUGACCAUGAACGCCGGUAUCAAACUGUUCCAGGAACACGAAGUGCGAGCGGCGCUGCGAGCCUACUUCCACGGCCAGCCCAUCGCAGACCCGGGCUGGCGGAUGGCCGUCAACUCGAUCAUCGCCCACACGCUGCGCAAGAGGAACCGCAUGCGCAACAAGGAAGAGUACGAAAAGUACAUCCACAACGCGCUGGGCAUGAUCCCGAACGUCAUCAUUCGCUCGCCCUCGCCGCUCACAAUAGGCUCGUUGCUCUCAAUCAUCCUGUACUACAGCUUCAUGUCCGAGAAUCACAUCGCCCUGACGGUCCUCGGCCUCACCGUCCAGCUGCUCCUGAUGUCGGGCUACCACCGCCCCGAACCCGACCUCGCCUUCGCCAACCCCUCCAAUCUCAACCCCGUAGAGCACCUCCAUCGCCGCCGCCUCUUCUGGCAGGCCUACAUCAUAGACCACGACCUCAUGCUCCGCAUCGGCAAGCCCCCGCUCAUCAGCGACGACUUCCUCCUCGACCUCCCCGAAGAGCAUCCCGCCGAUGGCUACAGCAUGUACUACUACCCCAACAACGUCACCCUCAACUUCUUCCUCCAGCAGAUCCGCCUCGCUCAGAUCCAGGGCCGCAUCUCGUCGGCGCUCUAUUCCAAGAGCGGUGUCCCGCCCUCGGAGCUCGAGGCCGAGAUCCGCCGCCUCGACGCUGAGCUGCAGGAGUGGAGGGAGAGCAUCCCGGAAAUGAUACAUCCCGAACGCGUCGAGGCCCUACUCGACGGCGACUACCACCGCAUGGUGUGUCUGACGACGCUGCACUUCACCUACUUCCAGCUCGUCGUGGCCAUCCACUCCGCCGCCUUCCGCCUCCCGAGCCUGGACGACCAGGAGAGCAUGGAAGCACCCGACAUCGGCCCCUCCCUAGCCCUCUGCGUAUCCGCGUCGAGAGCGGCAAUCUCGCUGCUGAACUACCACCAGAUCGAGCACCCGUACACACCGUAUCUCCUCUACCAGGUAGCAUGGAGCGUGGACAUCCUCUUCGUGAACAUCCUCCAGAACAAGACCUCCCCCCGCGCCCGCCGCGACCUCGACCUCAUCCGCACCGUCAUCUCCUUCUUCGAAAAGUUCGACCCGGGCCACCAGUCCGUCAUCUCCUACCAGAUCAUCGGCGUCAUAGCCGACGUCGCCGCCUCCGUCCUCGCCAACACGCCCACCCUGCCCCCGCACAUGCUCCCCGUCUCCCGCCCCUCCAACGCCAUCGCGCCGCCUCCGACAUCCAUGCGCGGCACAUCCCCCGCCACCGGCGUCGCCCGCCAGCAGGUCGCCGGGUUCCCUCCCGACACCGCCAUGAGCGGCACCACCGCCGCGGCCGCCCGGACCGGAAGCAGCGGGGACGUCCUCGGCCCCAUGACGAGCCUGAGCAUGUCGGACCAUCCCCCGCAGCAACAGCAACAGCCGGGGUUCAUGGAUAUGGGCGGGAUGCAGCCCGAGGGCCAGUUCUUCAACAACGGGUACAUGGACAUGUCGGACUGGCGGCUGCCGAUGGAUUACCAGCCGGAGCUGUGGCAGUUCGACAACGUCCUCGACGGCCGCUUUUCGGAACAGAACUGA
Messenger RNA from Colletotrichum karsti, 4086 nucleotides. Its product is annotated as major facilitator superfamily transporter. NCBI's taxonomy places the organism in Eukaryota, Fungi, Ascomycota, Sordariomycetes, Glomerellales, Glomerellaceae. Gene Ontology annotation, biological process: DNA-templated transcription; transmembrane transport. The transcript is spliced from 7 exons. Bases 1 to 4086 code for a protein of 1361 amino acids. Gene Ontology annotation, molecular function: zinc ion binding; DNA binding; transmembrane transporter activity. The record is from RefSeq and is a predicted model, not a curated record.